UUGAACGUCUAAACGUCAUUAGGCUGCUUAGUUACUGUCAGAUUACAUCUGUGUCGAUCAUUAUUAUGGCUGUUCAGCACAGUCACUUCGUAGGAGCCUGAUUUUGAAGUAAAAUACUUAAUUCCGAGUCCCUAUAAGUCUGAAACGGCCAGCAGGUUAUAGGCUACUUCCCCGAUUUGUCUGACGCCAUUGUCGUCGCGGAAUAAGGAGGAUUGUUGUCAAUCAUGUUGGCAGUGGCUGAAUGGGUUGCUUUGGACAUCUAACUCGCCGCAACCUGGACGCAGCAUUUCUAUGAGACUGCCUUGAAGUCGGUAUGUGAUAGGCCACAGAAACUUGACUUUAACACCUGCAUUCUAUGGGUUGUCAUGGAGACCUCAGGAGGGAGCAUGUCCUCAGCUAUUGAAUGCAACUUGUACCGCAGCAUCCAAGCCAUCCUCAGAGAACUGGACAGUCCCCUUCAAGCUGCUUCUGCAUGCAACAGGGGGAUGCUGAGAUGGACUUUACACAAGCGGAUAGAGAAUAGCCCCUCCCAUUGUGUCUCCCUGUUGAGAGUUCUUGUGAAGGAGCUAGAGAAGGUUGAGAGGGUUGACUACAAGACGCGGAUCAUCCCUCUCCUUCAUAUCCUAGCCUAUGUUGUUCUGCAGUCCAUCCACAUUCCAGAGGACCUCUAUGAGAGAAUGUAUACCUCCAUCAAAAAGCUGAUCACACUACCAGAACCCUACUGCACUGUGAGCCUGGCCUAUGCCCGCAUCAUUAAGAUGGAAAUGGGGACACCAGGUCUUUUGUAUCAGAGGCGACUGAUCGCCGAGCAAAGUUUGAAGAAUGACAGCUACGCCCUCCAGGAAAAGGUGUUUGUGUUUUCGGAUACUGCUGUUUUCCCAGAAUCCCUUGUGUCAGCCGUAAGGGCCGACGUGGAGUUCACCAGCCCAAACUGUGGUGUGGAGAGUCACAUGCAGCGAGCAGUGCUGCACAGCCUCCAGGCCACUUUGGGAAGACACUGCCAUGGCCCCAGACUAGCCCAGGCCCUGGAGGCUUGCGGAGCACGACUGAAAAUACACUUCCAGGAAGUGAUGACAGCAGUGGAGGAGAGUGUAGAGGCCAUGCUAUGUGACUCUGGCCAUCACCGGAGCCGGCUGCAGCACAUCUACACGGACAUCAUGAACGCUGCUAAGCAAGACCCGUCAGCCUCAGGAGAGAUGCUUGGGGUACCCCUGCCUAGCCCUGAAAUCAGUUUCAAUAGCUGGAAACAAGAGGAGCAGAUAUGGAAUGAGCUUGUGAACUUUGCGCUGAUGAUCAGCCCGUCGGAGCGCAGCUUUGACGAUGACGACUUGGAGGAGAGGAGGGGCUCCAUCAUGUCCAAUGACAGUGGCAUCGAGGGGGACCUGCCCGCGGCCGAGCUAUCCUCCCUCACUCUGGAAACCGGGGCAGCCUCCUCAGAGACCCCGAGCGAAUCCCAGCGUUCCUCGCCGCAGUUCGUCCGCUGGAACUGCGUGCGUCGGAUGAACGUGGCUGAUCGCAUGGCGCUGGUCAGGGAGUCGGUGAGGGUGAGCAGCCGGUGCAACCUGUUCCCAUGUGAGGAGCGGAACCUUACAGCGCGUGUUCUGGUCAUGGGGGACGAUCGGGCACUGGGCAGACUGGCCAAGGCAUAUAUGUCUAUACGGAAGAGAGAGGCCAGGCAUCUUCUGUUGACCAAAAGGCUUAACCUAGAGAUGUAUUACAUUCCUGUGAGUGAUGGGCCUGAGGUUGUCUCAUCAGAGGAGGAGACUGUCACAGCACUGGAAAGUAAGUUGACCCUAGCUAGAUUUUUGGGUAAAGUUGAUCCAUGGUACGACUGCAAUAUCAACAGUUUGGGAGCAAUGAUGCUGAACCUGGCAAAAAUGCAGUCCAGGAGCAAUAAAGGAACAUCAGAGCCGAGCCCAUUCCUAGCUGACAUCAUCUCAUACUACAUCCGCACAGCACUCCAACCCGUUCACCUCCCCAUCUACUCCAUCAAGAUCACCUUCUCCAAGCUGGAUGCAAGCCAUGUGGAGGAUGUCUUUGUGUCCCACGUACAGAUGGACUUCCCAGAGUUCAAAUCCCUCAAAGCAUCUGUGAAGGGCUCGUUGCGACACAAGAGGGUUACACAACUAUUCAGUGGGGCAGUUGUUGCAGUCAACUACACCAAAGCCUCUUUGAGCAAGCGAGAGGUUGACACAGGAUUCUCUCUGAGAACAUGUGGUGUUGUAAUCAGCGCAGCGCCAUCCAGUGGUGCCAAAGAACUCAACAGCCUCUCUGUGACCUUCAAUGACUUCAUUCCAAGGCCCUGCACGGUUUCUGCCAUAAGAGCACAUAACAUUAAGAUCCAAGCACUGGAGAAACGACCCCUCACCGUGUGUCUCGACAAAGACUCCCGCAGAAUCUUCACAGAUGUGCAAAGCAUUGAGAUUGCCCCUUGUCUGGAUCCUGGAUAUUGCCUUCAGAGGAGUACAAAGUCAAAGCACAACCUGGAGGAGAAGGAGUCGGCUCUCAGCAAGUACAUGAGCAGAACUUUGACCCUUCCCAUCAACACCUUCUCUGGGGUUAUUUACUGACCAUCUGCCCAGAUGGAUUUUGAAUACAAACAACAACAAAAAAACUUCCCCACUAAGACUGAUGCACUGUAGUGGUUUGAUUGUACCUGUUUAAUGAUGUAGGUUCCUGUGUCCGUUCACAUGGGGAGGAACAUCAGUUGAAGAGGAUGUUUACUGGUGGUUGUGGUGUGUCCACCAACCACUUGCUUCCUCUCCAUCUCAAACCCACAAAGAACAUUCACUUAUUCUCUAUAGACAACUGGUAGUUUUAAAAAGCCACUCUUUUUUCACCAAGAGUCAACUCUCUCUCUUUCUCUCUCUCUCUCUCUCUCUCUCUCUCUCUCUCUCUCUCUCUCUCUCUCUCUACACACACACACACACACACACACACACACACACACAGAGGGACAUUUAAUACACUAGAUUUAUACAAAUACUGUCAGGCUUGAUUGGGCUUCUGUAGAUUUCUAUUUUAUAGCACUGUUAUAUGCAAAUAUGACCUGCAAGUGUAGAGUACUAUAACCUGCCCUGGCAGACUAAACUGAAGCAGGUCCAUGUAAAUGACUGUGUUGCUGGCUCCAUGAAAUACUUCAGUCUGUGGAUUGGCAUAAGUACUUGAGUAGAACUUAUUUGUUAUCAUAAUUUGUUACUGAUUGUUUCUAUGAAGAUCUCAUAGACUAAGGUUAAAAAAACAUAAAGCCCAGCUACCUCUUCCAUAAAUAUCUCAUUACCUGG
Molecule: messenger RNA, 3284 nt
Organism: Alosa alosa (allis shad)
Lineage: Eukaryota; Metazoa; Chordata; Actinopteri; Clupeiformes; Clupeidae
Gene: pik3r6b
Product: phosphoinositide-3-kinase, regulatory subunit 6b
Exons: 20
Coding region: 366-2570 (734 amino acids)
Biological process (GO): G protein-coupled receptor signaling pathway; positive regulation of MAP kinase activity
Cellular component (GO): phosphatidylinositol 3-kinase complex, class IB
Molecular function (GO): 1-phosphatidylinositol-3-kinase regulator activity
Source: RefSeq, a predicted model, not a curated record